AAGCGAUCAUGGGUUCUUCUUCUAGAAAUCUUUAUGCAGGAAUUGGAGAAGGUCAAUCAACCUCUAGGCCACCGCUUUUUGAUGGCACCAACUACACAUACUGGAAAGAGCGGAUGAGAAUUUAUAUCCGCUCAACCAACUUUUAGUUGUGGUUGGUCAUCAAAAAUGGCGAAGAAAUUCCAAUGAAGAAGGUCGGUGAAAAACUCGUCCCAAAGACCGAGGACGAAUUUGAUGCCGAGGACAUCAAAAAGGUAGAGAAGUACGCCAAGGCGAUCAACAUGCUGUACUGCGCAGUCAACCCAGAUGAUUAUCGCAAGAUCUCUUGCUGCACCAUUGCCAAAGAAAUGUGGGACAAGCUGGAAGUCACAUAUGAAGGUACGGACCAAGUUCGGGAAGCCAAAAUUGACUUUCUGACGCAGGAAUACGAGAUGUUCAGAAUGAAGGAAGGCGAAAAGAUCGAUGACAUUCUCACACCCGAAUGGAGAUCAAAGGCUGACGCAAUCUACGAAUCCAUCGGAGUCUCCAAUGUCACCAUCGACGGGCUAAGAGGUAACCUCAAAACUUAUGAAUCUACUAUUUUAACCCCGUCUUUGGAUGAACAAAAGAAGAAGGGAAUAGCACUGAAAGCAACCAAGGAGACCGUGGAAGAAGACUCAAGCGAUGAUGACAACGAGUUCGGACUCGUCAUCAAGAAAUUCCACAAAUUUAUGAAGAAGGAAUUUCAGCGCAAAGGUAGGAAGAAUGAUGGACCCCCGAAGUGCUAUGGCUGCGGUGAGAUAGGCCACAUCAAGCCGAGGUGUCCAAAAGGCAAAAGCGGCAAGGACAAACCUGGUUUCAAAAAGCAACGCGGCUACAUCUCAUGGGGUGCCGACUCCGGAUAUGAGUCAACGGAUCAAGAAGAGGAAGAAGCCGCCAACCUCUGUCUCAUGGCACACGAAGACCACGUCGACGAAGUACAAGAGAAGAAGACCAACGUCGAAGCAACGUCCUCUGCGCCCCAGCCGUUUCCGUACCUGGACGGAUCCUUCCUCGAAUUUGGCUCGGAGGAAGAACUUACUCGAUUCAUCACCCACUUCGCCAAACGCCGUAUCUCUCCGCCAAGAGUGCUGCCCGAGUUGUUUCCUCAGCAAAAGGGAUACCAUGACCUCGACAAUCAACUCAAAAAGUCGGUUUUGUGGCCCUUCGUCUCCAAGAGCUGCACCUCCUUCAAUCCCGCCUAUGUCCGGGCCUUCUACUCCAAUCUCCGCCGGGAUGGGGACACUAUUCGCAGUAGCAUCAAUCUCUACGAAUUAGAGUUUGAUUUGGCUACCUUUGCUCGGGUUGCAGGCUUGCCCACUCGCGGUGACGACAUCGCGACAUAUGGUGGCGAUGAUUGGAUUCUCAACAACGAGGCGGUGGUCAUCCAAGAGCUUGGAAUCACCAACCUCAUCCGACCCAGUCGGGCUCCAGCCCCAGCUCCCGCCAAGGCCUCCUUACAGUCCAUAGCUGAUACCCUGAAUCGGCUAACCAUCACCGUGGAUGGAAUGGGCCAGUACCUAGAGAGGAUGGACUGGACGCUGCAACGCCAACACCACGACAUGAGGGCGUUCUUCCGCGGCAUCAACUACGUCCCGCCGCCCUUUAACACCACCUUCCUCGGCCAAAACUAUGAAGGCGAGGACGAGGAGGAUAACUCCUAUGCUCCGUCCUCCUCCCCCGACGAAGCCGACUUUGAGGACGCGGUCGACAGGGAUCCCAUGGAUGUUGAGGACGACGAGGAUGACGAUGACGGCGAGGACGAGGACAAGGACGCCGCUGCCUAGACUCUUCCUUCUUCCCUACUUUAAUUGCUUUUUUUAUCUUUUUCAAUUCCGUUGUAUUCCGAAUGUUCUCCUCUUUUAAUGAAUAAAAGUUUACUUUUAAAUUCUAAAAGUUCACUUUUAAUUCUUUUUGUUAAUGUCAAAAGGGGGAAGAUAUCAAGGUUAUGCAUAAAUUGAGGGGGAAUUU
Messenger RNA from Cuscuta campestris, 1986 nucleotides. The record is from the annotation of a GenBank genome assembly. Lineage: Eukaryota; Viridiplantae; Streptophyta; Magnoliopsida; Solanales; Convolvulaceae.